Chironomus riparius is the source of this 1919-nucleotide messenger RNA. The record is from the annotation of a GenBank genome assembly. NCBI's taxonomy places the organism in Eukaryota, Metazoa, Arthropoda, Insecta, Diptera, Chironomidae.
AAAAGUGUAAAAUAGUUUUUUGAUUUUAUAAUAAAAAAAUAUUAAAUUUCAAAUUAUGGCUAAUAAAAAUGAAACUCAGCAAGAUGAAGUAAAUGCGAAUGACUUAAAUAGUAAAGAAAACAACGUGAAUUGUUCAAAAAAUUCAAUUGAUGGCGAGAAUCAUGAUUUUAGACAGAGUGAAGCACCAAAGGAAAUUUCAAAUCCAUUCUCAUUUAAGCACUUUCUUAAACAGGAUACUGUAACUCAUAACAUCAAUUCAUUGAAUGGAAAUGAAAUAACAGGUACAAGUAGUAACAAUAAUGGAAUUUUAUCUACAACGUCACCAUCAAGGUCUAGCAACAGUUCAACAGGAGCACGACCUAAAAUUCCACAAUUUCAGUCGGUUAAUGUAAUACAAAAUCAAUCAGAUUCACGUAUGAAAAGAUCACCAAAAUUUUCUUCCUUCGAUUCUCAGUCUAGUCUAUCUGAAUUAGCAGAAGAACGAAACAUGCAUGGAUCACGGAGUAAUAAUUGUUUCAAUACAGAUUAUCAAUUCCCAUCAUCACGUUCCUAUUCAAAUUAUGAUAUCGAGCCAUCAUCAUUGAAACAAAAUCUUGGAAGGCGCUCACAAAAUAAUGUUAAUAAUACAUCGAACUCAUCCAUCUUACCAGAUUUUGUACAAGAUCAUUUGCUUAUGGAAUCAUAUUAUAAUGAUAGUCCUUCAGCAAAUAUGUCUCCAUUAUCUUGUGAAGAUUUCAGUCUAGGAAAUUGUGAUGCAAUGAACCAUCAAAAUGGUUCUAAAAAUACACAAAAUAUGUCCAGUGAUUCAUAUGAUAUGCCAUAUAAUAAUCGUUCAUCAAAUAAUCGUAGACGCGCAAAUCCUACAAUUCCAUUAGAUCUUCCUACAAUAGAACGUUCGCAAAGAGGAAUGCAAAUUGGACUCCCUCCUUUAAUGGACCUAAGUGGAUCAAAUGUAACUGUGCAGCGAGAAGAAACAUAUGGUCCACACAAUGAGCCCGAAAUUACAAGAGAACAGGCAGCAAUUGAUAAAAUGCAAACUCUUCCAGAUUUUCUCUCUGAUGGUCCAAUACAUUCAUCUGGAAGAUUGGCAGAUAUAGCUACUAUAUCUGUUGAUGAGGAUAACCAAUCUUUAAUUAUUAGAUUACAACAAGAGAAUGAACGUCUUCGCACAGAUUUAGAAGAAGGUCGGCGAAUUACUAUUGAUCUCGAACAGCAAAUAAGUCAUGCUAAAAACAUAGAAACUCAAUAUAAUGUUACUUUAGCUGAAAGUAUGGAACAAGUUGAAGAGAAUCUCUUCGCCAGUAAUCAACGAGCUGCAGAGGCAGAAGUUGUUGCUAAUAAAUAUAAGCAGCAAGUGAAACAAUUAACUAUGGAAAUUCAACAUUUAAGACGGGAAAAUGAGACUCUUCGUGAAGGAGGUGCAGUUGGGGGUGUUUCAAUGAAUUCAAAUUUGAAUAAUCGACAUGUGGCUAGAGAUUUGCGUUUGGCAGCAUCAUCAGCUGAAAAUAAUUUAAGACAAUUAUUGACGGGUGUUGAAAACUUGCGAUUAAUUGCGAAAACAUUAGAAACCAUGGAGCCAUUCAAAACUUCAAAUACUGACUAUCUAUCAGAUGACACCGAUGAGAAUGAAGGACCAGCUUUGUAAACAUGUGCAUCCUUUUUUUUUAUUUUUUGACCCAUCCAACAAAAUACAAGAAGUGAAUACUUCACUUAGUAAUUUCUUAAUUUCUUUAUUACUUUGUUGACAAAGCUACUUUGAUAUCUAAAGUUGAAAGAAUUAAAGCCAGAACAUCUGUUGUUAAAUUAUUUUUAUAUUUUGUGAUACUGCAUAAAUUAAAAAAAAAUGUUUUGCAUUCUUUUGUUUCAUCUUUUGUUAGAUAAUAUGCAAUAAAUUAAUAAACGUACAUGUCACAUAAAAU